AUGCAGCCGUCUACCCUCUUCCUGACCGCCCUCGCCUCUGCCUCGGUGGCCAUGGGUCUCCCGUUCAACCUCUUCCGACCAAACUUCUCAGGCGGCUCCGCACCCAUUAUACACCAGGGGUUAAUGACCACUCCCUAUUCUACGCUUGCUGGUAAACGUGAGGCUGUCAAAUGCUUCACCUUUUUUGUCAGAGCUGGCUUGGUUAGCAGAUUGGCUUGGAAGGGUCUCGUCUAG
This is a messenger RNA of Trichoderma reesei QM6a, 234 nucleotides long. RefSeq lists its product as uncharacterized. The record is from RefSeq and is a predicted model, not a curated record. NCBI's taxonomy places the organism in Eukaryota, Fungi, Ascomycota, Sordariomycetes, Hypocreales, Hypocreaceae. The transcript has 3 exons. Bases 1 to 234 code for a protein of 77 amino acids.